AAGCAUCGAGGAGGGAGGGGAUAUUUUAAUGGCCGUCAGCAGCACUACCAAAUGCAAAAAGUCCGGAUUAUCCGUUACAUUUAGACUGUUAUAGCUACGGGUGCAUUUGGGACACCUUUCUUUCGUAACAAGCAUUGUUCUGGGGACAUAUUUGAGCUGCAUAUGUCUUUUUAAUAUUGUUUCUGCGGCGCUGAACGGACUUUACCCGCUUGAUUUGUGCGCGAGUGGGAGCUCAGGCCUAGCCGGCUGGCUAAAAAACAAGCGGACGGUUAGCUAGUCGCUGGAGUUGAAAGGGAAUAUGUAACAUAAAACAACCGACAUGACAUCCAGAUUCGGUAAAACCUACAAUCGCAAGGGAGGGGAGGCUAAUUCGAAAUUUGAAGAGGUAUUCUCUAAUAAAAAGCCCACUCUGACCACCAAAUGGGGGGAGACCACCUACAAGGCUCAGCUGGGAGCCAAAAGGCCUCUGUUAAAACCUGAUGUUUCUGAGGUCUCCAAGAGACCCAGGCUCGAGGACAGUGACAGCGAAGAAGAUCCAUUUGGGUUCGACAGUGAUGAUGAGUCCAAGACUGUAUCUCCUCAAAGUGUGUCCCAGACAAAAGUCAGUGAAGGGGAUGUGAAAAAGACGACCGCAGUGCGAAGUGAUGGGGCAGCCACUUAUGUGACUUCUGCACAGGCCUCUGCAAGUUUAACCACCACAGUCACAAGCAAGCAAACAUCAGAAGUGAAGGCUGUUAAAAAUAACCAGCCCUGGUACAAAAGUGUAUCAGACAGCAACCAAAAACCUGUAUGUGUGGCCUCGUUCUCAAACACACUCCCCUCUGGUGAUCAGAACUUUUCAGCAUCCCAGAAGCCCAUCUCUUCCUCUGCUUAUAUAGACACCUCCCUUAAACCAUCUGCUGAUGCACCAGGUGGUAGCAAAGACUUCCAAACCUCUACUACUUAUGAUGGACUGCUAUCGGAAGAGAUGAAAAAUGCGGAGCUGGAGCUUCCCACUGAACCCCCUCCAGAACCAGUGGACAACAUUCCCCCUUCCCCAUUUACUCUUAGGGCCUCAAAUUGCAAGAAAUACCAGCGGCCCAACCGGCCCAACCAGUUGUCAUCUGAACCUGCCGAAAACAACAAGCCCACUGACACAGCGAGUGCCCAAGUUAAACCCAACAGCGUCCUUUCUGCUAGUGCAAGUAGUACUGCUGCCAGUGCUAAACCAGCAGCCAAGCCUGUGGGCAGGGGUGGUGGGAGGGUACGGGACUACACAGUUCUGCACCCUUCCUGUCUGUCGGUGUGCAAUGUCACUAUCCAGGACUCAAUAGAGCGCAGCAUUGAUGAACUGGUCACGCCAGCUGCCCCUGCUGAUCUUGGAGAGGCAGGCCAGAUGAAGAAGAAGUCCGAUGCGGCGCCACCCAAGCCCACAAGGUUCAGACCCACCCAGACAAAGACCAAGAAGACCAAGACUGAGACAAAGCUGGAGUUCUUUGGCUUUGAGGACAAAGAGGACCAGGAGGGCGAGGAAGGUUCAGAAGGAGGCAUGGCAGGCAAGAGUAGCUACAAGAUCAAGUACUUUGGCUUCGAUGACUUGAGUGAGAGUGACAGCGAUGAUGAGAGCUCACAGGCCAAAGAGAAGAAGGCCAAGAAGGCGGCUGCAGCUUUAGCCGCUCUGAGCUCCAGUGUGGACAGCCCCCACACCAGUGACUCUCAGGACAGUCAGGCCAGCAGCAAUACAGAUGCUUUUGACUUCUCUGAUGACUCCAGUCCUGGUGGCACUGAGGGACAGAAAGGACGCUCAGGGAAGACAAGUGACAAGUCCAAGGACAUCGGCAGUGGACUGAAAAAGAUUUUCAGUGGACCCAAAAAGUCACCUGCUAAAGCUGUGUACAACGCUCGCCACUGGAACCAACCUGAGCCAGAAGAGAUUCCGGUGCCGCCACUUUCUCGAUCCCAGACUGCUCCGGGCAUUUUAUCGAGCAGCAGCAAGGACAGCAACUCUCAUAAAGAUGACGGCUUAUUCAAAGCCCCUCCACCGCCACCCAAAGUCAUUAAGUCGGAGACCAUCCCCACACGACUCAACCAGGAUAUCGUCACAGCGCUCAAAUGCAGGAAGGAAGAUAAGGAGCUGUACACGGUGGUGCAGCAUGUGAAACACUUCAACGACGUGGUGGAGUUCGGAGAGAAUCAAGAGUUCACAGAUGACUUUGAGUACCUGGAGACGGGGCUGAAGAGCAGUCAGCCGCUCAACACGAGAUGCCUUAGUAUAAUCAGCCUGGCUGCGCGGUGUGCCAUGCCCAGCUUCAGGAUGCACCUGCGGGCCCGAGGAAAAGUGGCGCAGGUCUUCAAAAUGCUCAGCGACGCUCCACAACACCCGAACCUUGCUCUGUGCACGGCCGCCCUGAUGUACAUCCUGAGUCGGGAUCGUCUUAACAUGGAUCUGGACAGGGCUUGUCUGGAGCUGAUGAUCAAACUGCUGGAGCUGGACCAGGACUACUCGGGCCACCAGGAUCAGCUCACCGCCAAGGAGGUGGAGAAGGUCAAGGAGAAAAUCAGGAAACUCUGUGAGACUGUGCACAACAAGCACCUUGACUUGGAAAACAUCACGACGGGCCACCUCGCCAUGGAGACAUUGCUCUCGCUGACCUCCAAGAGGGCCGGGGAUUGGUUCAAAGAAGAACUGCGGCUACUGGGAGGCCUGGACCACAUUGUAGACAAAGUGAAAGAGUGUGUGCAGAACCUGAGCCAAGAGGACGACAAGGAGAAUCUCGUAGCAUCUUUAUGGGGAGCUGAGAGGUGUCUGAGAGUGCUUGAAAGUGUGACAGUGCAGAACCCAGAAAACCAGAGUUACUUGAUUGCCUACAAAGAAUCACAACUCAUUGUCUCUUCUGCCAGAGCUUUGCGGUACUGUGAGGAUAUGAUCCAGCGGUAUAGCAGGGCAUUAAACAACAGCUCUGUAUCAUCAUCGGGUGCAGCGCUGCCGCACUGCAGCUUCAGUAAUGUGGGCAAGGCGGUGGAGGACUGCAUGAGGGCUGUUAUAGGAGUGCUGCUCAACCUUACCCAUGACAAUGAGUGGGGAAGCACAAAGACAGGUGAGCAGGAACAGCUAAUAGUGACUGCUCUCAAUUGCGUCCUUCGAGUUCCACGUUACAUCCCCCAGGAGCAACGCUUUGACUUGCGAGUACUGGGUCUAGGUUUGCUAAUUAACCUUGUGGAGUACAGCUCCAGAAACCGCCACUGUCUGGUGGACAUGGAGUACCAUGUGGAUGACACCUGUCUGGAAGACAGCCUGAUGCAGCCUGCUGACCCAACACAAUCGGACACAGCGUCACAGUCUGCUGAGACUCAGGGAGACGAGGCUGACAAGCCUAAGCCCUCCGGUGCUUUGGCUGCCCUGGUGAAGCUCUUCCUUGAGAGGGAGCGGGCUGCCAUCCUGGCUGAGGCUAAGACUGAUGACCUCAUCAGCGAGGCCCCGAAGCCGGCACUGGACCAAAGUGGAGAGUGGCAAGAGACGUCGGGAGAGAUCCAGUGGGUGGCAGCCGAAACCAACGACAGCCAAACCGAGAAGAAAGAGGAGGAGGAUGAAGAGUUGGAUCUAAAUAAAGCUCUGCAGCAUGCAGGCAAGCAUAUGGAGGACAGCAUUGCUGCCUCCUACACCGCUCUGCUGCUGGGCUGCCUCUGCCAGGGCAGCCAGAUAAAUGUGACUACUGUGAGAGAGCAUCUACCUAAAGGGGAUUUCUCCAUCAUGACAGAAAUGCUGAAGAAGUUCUUGAGUUUCAUGAACCUCACUUGUGCAAUGGGCACCACAGGACAGAAGUCCAUCUCACGGGUCAUCGACUACCUGGAGCACUGUUAACAGACGGCAAACUCAUAUCCUGACUGCACAUAAAAGGGAUACCUGGCUACUCCGGUCCCCCCCUCCCCUGCUCAACAGGAGCCACAGAGGGGCCAUCGGAGUCCGAGCAGCAUUCCCUCCACUUCACCUGAUCUCCCAACGCUGCGAUCACUCCGACAUCUCAGACAAAGGCUGAUGUGUGGGUAAACACUCACUCAGACACAAAGGUUUCACUCCCUUUCUGGAGCACAGCCCGAACCAAAGCCCUGGUAGCCGACAGACACGCAGAUUUCUUCAUUUUCUCUCAACAUUUAGAGUCAGAUUCAUCCUCAGGUGGGGGGUCAGGCAGAGGCUAGGCUAAAUCCCACAAGCUUCUCAAUAAUCUGUGGAAUGUCAAAUGAAUCGGACUCAGAACAGACCUCUUCAUGCAUCGUCCCAAAAGCUCCGACAGUAACGGGCCACUGGGGAGGAUUCUCCGGGCUGCUGUCGGGUUUUGAUUUCUGGUCGCUCGGCUGGAGUGUAAGACCUCCGAAUGAAAUUUUAUGGAUCAUUACGUUUUAAUCUCCGCUUAUCCACGUCCAAGCCAAGGGUGAAAUCAUUGAUUAGCAUGACAAACAAUCAUUUUCAUGGAUGUUAGAACGAUGUCUCUAUAUGUAAAACUUUGUGUGGAAUGAUUUUUUUUGGAAUGCAUUCAUCCAUUUAGCUAAGUGUUUGCAGUUGGCUUGAAUGUUUAAGGGAAAAAGAAUUUUUCAGCUUUGAUUUGUAUGUUUUUAUCGCUUCGUGUAGACAUCCUGUCAUUGUUUUUAGAUUUUUCUUUUUUUAAAGCUUUUUUCCCCCAAAACUAUGAAUUACUGUUAAACAAAUCAAGAGUGUGUGACAUGCUAUUACGAAAUCUGUAUUUCCUCCCCAGCCGUUGUCGGUUUGAUCACAUUUUUAGUUAGUUUAGAUUAUUUAAAUUUCAGUUAAUUCAACCGUGUGUAAUUACACGAUGCAUUUAAACUCACAGGUAUAGCAGAUGUGAUGAAUUACUCCAAUGAUGGUCGUGCUUCCCUUUUAAAGUUUUUAAUGAAGUUAUUUUUUUAAUGUAUUUAAUUUAAUGCUUUCUCCUCCUGCGUAAAUGCAAAGUCCUUUACUUAGCGAGAUGCCAUUUGUGUCAAACGUUUCACAUCAUGUUUCAUUAUAAUCAACCCCACGUGACACAGCUCAGUGGCUGGACAUAGUACAGGUAUGCAAGGGGAUUAUGUUAAGUUGAAGUUUUGGUUUAAAGCUGCCCAAACUGUGUUCAGUAUAAUAGGAAAAGGGGGAUGUUUCUAUGUCCAGUCACAAGCAGCUUCAUGUUUUUACCCUCAUUAUACCACGAGGUGUCUGCAUUGGAAAACGUGCAUUAAGCUCCCAUUUAUUUAUUCUAUUGUAGUGUCAUUUAACCUGUGAUGAUACACCUGAAACCUUUGAAAAAGCCUCCGUCUUAUACUGCUCACAUGUACGAUCACUGAUUUGAAUGACAGCCAUACCUGUAUAAACAUUAGUUUUAUCUGGUUUGUAGGACUGCGGUGAACAGAACUGUGUCUACUGUUAAUUACUUUGCAAAAAUUUUUGGUCUGAAUGGAAUUUUAGAGUGUAAAUAUUCCUGUACAUAGCAGUUUAAUGGACAUUUAAAAAUGCUUAGACUACUUUUUUCCCUGAAGCUGAUAUUUUUAUUUUAUACAAUAUUUCUGAGUUGUUUGGAAAAACAAAAAUUGCAGCAAGAGAAAAAAAAAUGUUUGUACCCCUUUCAAGGACACUGUCUUUGGUUACAUGUAAAUAGUUGUAUCUCAAAAAGGCAAAAAAAGUUGCUACUUUCAGUACA
Messenger RNA from Amphiprion ocellaris (clown anemonefish), 5666 nucleotides. RefSeq names its product WAPL cohesin release factor a (gene wapla). The transcript is spliced from 20 exons. Lineage: Eukaryota; Metazoa; Chordata; Actinopteri; Pomacentridae. Gene Ontology annotation, biological process: regulation of chromosome condensation. Bases 320 to 3841 code for a protein of 1173 amino acids. The record is from RefSeq and is a predicted model, not a curated record.